This is a messenger RNA of Cebus imitator (Panamanian white-faced capuchin), 2937 nucleotides long. It is a transcript of the gene LHX5, whose product is annotated as LIM homeobox 5. Gene Ontology annotation, biological process: regulation of transcription by RNA polymerase II; neuron differentiation. The transcript is spliced from 5 exons. The record is from RefSeq and is a predicted model, not a curated record. Bases 569 to 1777 code for a protein of 402 amino acids. Gene Ontology annotation, cellular component: nucleus. Gene Ontology annotation, molecular function: RNA polymerase II transcription regulatory region sequence-specific DNA binding; DNA-binding transcription factor activity, RNA polymerase II-specific. Lineage: Eukaryota; Metazoa; Chordata; Mammalia; Primates; Cebidae.
CCAGGUACAAGCUAAUACUCAACAAUACUGAUGCCUUGUUUUUUUUGCUCUGUCCGGACCGCAACGCUGUAGCCAAUUUAGAUAUGCUAUAAAUUUAAGAGGUUGCCAUGGCCACGGUGCGCCCAUUGGCCGACGGGCCCCCUACGUGCCGCGCCACGUCACCAAAUCUGAAUAAGGAUGCGCGAAUUACGCGGCGACCAGACAAAGAUGAGGAUCGGGACCGCUUGAAAGUGGGGGAAAGUGCCGGUGCCUCCGCCACCGGGGAAAGCCGCUCCGCAGCGCUGAGGCCAGCAGCCACUCGAGAUACCUGGGGAAGCCCGGAACAGGCGCCGGGGCCUGCGGCCGGUGGCAUGAGGUUGUGAACGCCACCACCCCCCACCCCACUCCGGGCCGCCCAGUGCCAGGCCAGCGAUUGCCCAAGGACUUGACUGGCUGAGUCUUGGUCCGGACCAGACUCGCCCUGUAGCUGCUGAGACAAGAGGCGGAGGGCAGCGGAGGGCCCGGCAGGCCUGAGGGCCAGGGGCCCAAAGGGAGGGCAAGGCGGCCGGAGCCGCCGGGACGCGGGGCUAUGAUGGUGCACUGUGCCGGUUGCGAGCGGCCCAUCCUCGACCGCUUUCUGCUGAACGUGCUGGACCGCGCGUGGCACAUUAAAUGUGUUCAGUGCUGCGAGUGCAAAACCAAUCUUUCGGAGAAGUGCUUCUCGCGCGAGGGCAAGCUCUACUGCAAAAAUGACUUCUUCAGGCGCUUUGGCACCAAAUGCGCCGGCUGCGCACAAGGCAUCUCGCCCAGCGACCUGGUGCGCAAGGCCCGGAGCAAAGUCUUUCACCUCAACUGUUUCACCUGCAUGGUGUGUAACAAGCAGCUGUCCACUGGCGAGGAGCUGUACGUCAUCGACGAGAACAAGUUCGUGUGCAAAGAUGACUACCUGAGCUCAUCCAGCCUCAAGGAGGGCAGCCUCAACUCAGUGUCAUCCUGUACGGACCGCAGUUUGUCCCCGGACCUCCAGGACGCACUGCAGGACGACCCCAAGGAGACGGACAACUCGACCUCGUCGGACAAGGAAACGGCCAACAACGAGAACGAGGAGCAGAACUCGGGCACCAAGCGGCGCGGUCCCCGCACCACCAUCAAGGCCAAGCAGCUGGAGACGCUCAAGGCUGCCUUCGCCGCCACGCCCAAGCCCACGCGCCACAUCCGCGAGCAGCUGGCGCAGGAGACCGGCCUCAACAUGCGCGUCAUCCAGGUGUGGUUUCAGAACCGACGGUCCAAAGAACGCCGGAUGAAACAGCUGAGCGCCCUGGGCGCCCGGAGACACGCCUUCUUCCGGAGUCCGCGGCGCAUGCGUCCUCUGGGCGGCCGCUUGGACGAGUCUGAGAUGUUGGGGUCCACCCCGUACACCUACUACGGAGACUACCAAGGCGACUACUACGCACCGGGAAGCAACUACGACUUCUUCGCGCACGGCCCGCCGUCGCAGGCGCAGUCCCCGGCCGACUCCAGCUUCCUGGCGGCCUCAGGGCCUGGCUCGACUCCACUGGGCGCGCUGGAGCCGCCGCUCGCUGGCCCGCACGCCGCGGACAACCCCAGGUUCACCGACAUGAUCUCACACCCGGACACGCCGAGCCCCGAACCGGGCCUGCCGGGCGCGUUGCACCCCAUGCCGGGCGAGGUGUUCAGCGGCGGGCCCAGCCCGCCCUUCCCCAUGAGCGGCACCAGCGGCUACAGCGGACCCCUGUCGCAUCCCAACCCUGAGCUCAACGAGGCCGCCGUGUGGUAAGGCCGCCGGGCCGCCCCCGGCGCUCGGCCCCCGGGGGCCCCCCGCCCCGACACAGCCUCCUGAAACCAAAACGCCCGAAGUGGACGCAGUGGGAGACAUGGUGUCCCUGGGGGUUCUCUCUCGGGUCCGCAGGCAACCUGCAGCUGCUCCUCGGCCCGGCGCUGAGGGCGGGGCCGACCCCCAUCUCCACCCCGCGGGCUCUCCAGGAGCCCCAGCCCACCGCCAGCGCUCUCCUGGCGACGCGAGCAAUUUCUUGGGACCAAAGUCAAUACUCCGGAGGGUCAAGAGAUUUCAAGCACGCUCUAGACUUUCCCCGGGCCCGCACCCACCCACCACCCACCGCCACCUCUUCGGACUGAGAGAGGGUGAGGCCAAGGGGUGGAGACGGUGUUUUUUCCCCUCUCUGCAAUCCGAGUGGCAUUUUGUAAUCUUAUUUCUCGCUGUACUUUCCCCGUCUUUAAAAAAUAAAAAGAUGAUAAGAAAAGGAGAGAGAGAUUGAAAGAGAGAGCGAGGAAGCGGGGGCAGGAUGAGGAAGUGAGAGAUGGAGAGAGCGUCAGCCAGAGGGAGAAGACGGAGAGCGAGCGAGGAACUCCCGUGAACCGGGAGCCACCGGGAGGGAGACCGAGCCACCUGCACGCUGGCGCUCCCUGGUGGCCAAUCUUGAGGUUCAAGGUCGGCUUCUCUAGGAAGGGGGCUGUGGGUCAGGACGUGGCCAGCCGGGGCCAGCUCCUGCUCUUCCUUACUUUGACGUUUAUGCUGAGCCCGAGGGUGCAGGUCGGACUCGAACACGCGCACAUCCUGCUCUUCCCUUGGGUGAGGCGCCAAGGUUGCUGGGCUCAGACCCACAGAUCACCCUCCCUGCCCGGGGCCUGGAGGCUGGGCCGUCAGGAUGUACAACAUUAUACUUUUUUGGAAGUUGAACGCUUCUAGUUUCCUUAUUUUGUAUAAAGAAGAAACAAAUAAAGUAUGUUUUUGUGUUUACUGUUUAUUUAUUGUACUCUAGUUAUCCGACGCUGGACAUUUUUAUAUUUUUAAGAGGAGGUAGGGCAGAGUGAGGGAGGGGAGUCAGAGAGGUUUACCUAAAAAAAAAACAAAAACAAAAACAAAAAAAACUUUUUUAAAAAAGAAAGAUUAAUAAAAAAAUUCUUUUUUUUCCCUCA